ACGAUAUAUAAAUGAAGGACCAAAUAAUUGAAACUAUUCUUGUCUAGUUCUUUCUCUGUCUCUUGGGGUAUAAAGUUGGUGGACUUUAAGGGUAACGGUUGGUGGGUGUUCUAAAGCAAGUUCGAGCAAGAGGGGAUCGAUCGAAUCAUGGAGACCAUAGAACAGUCUAUUAUCCCGGGUUUGCCUGAUGACUUGGCUUUGAGAUGCAUAGCGAAGCUUUCUCACGGCUAUCACGGAACGCUCGAGUGUGUCUCCAAAGGUUGGAGAGAUUUAGUUCGCAGUGAGGAUUACUCGUGCUAUAAAGCUAGAAACGGAUGGUCGGGGAGCUGGUUGUUUGUUCUUACUCAAGGUCUUAAGAACCGAUGGGUUGCUUAUGACCCUGAUGCUGAUCGGUGGCAUCCAUUGCCUAGGAACAUAGCUGUUCAAGAUGGCUGGGACCAUCAUGGUUUUGAGUAUGUUUGUGUUUCGAGCUGUCUUCUUGUCAUCGGGGGUUGCUAUGUGUCGUCGUCGUCUCCUCGUGAGAAGACUGUUGUCACUGGAGACGUGGUGCGGUUUGAUCCGUUUAAGAAAGAGUGGAAAAGGGUUGCUAGUAUGAGAACCCCGAGGGCUCACUUUGCUUGUGCUGCUGUCUCUGGCAAGGUUUAUGUUGCUGGUGGUCGCAGUGCAUAUUCACGUUUAUCAAAUCUCGUCGAUAGUUCAUCUGCUGAGGUUUAUGAUCCUGUCGCUGAUAGGUGGGAGGAGUUACCAGCAGUGCCUAGACCACAAAUGAACUCCUCGGGGUUAGGGUUAUCGUACAAAGGGUCCUUUCAUGUGAUGAGUGAUCAGGUGGGAAUCGCAGAGCAAAUUUCUUCUGGAGUCUUCAAUCCACUAGAGAUGAGUUGGUCCACUGUGGUUGAUAACUGGCCUAGCCUCAUGAAUUAUACGGUUCAGGUGAUGAAAGAUGAUCGACCGUACACGAUUGUAGACUCGGGACUGGGAGGAAAUGUGAUCCAGACUAGGGAUACAUAUGAAGGAGAAUGGUAUAGUGUUGGCUCAGUUCCUUGUGUUGUUGUUCCUAAUCAUCCGGGAGAGUCGUCACCGGUGGUAGGAUUCGGGUUUGCAGCUCUAAGGGAUGAGCUUUGUGUUAUAGGAGGCCAUGUCCGUAUAAAAUUAGAUGCGGCGAGAUUUCAGAUUGUGAGAUCGUCUGUCAUGAUGGUAUGUAACCCUUUAGAUAGGCCCCUGAACUGGAGAGAGACCAAACCUAUGUGCAUUCCAGCCGGUGGGCUUAUUAUUGGUUGUGUAUCCUUGGAAGAAUCAUCUCCACCUUAACCGAGCGGGUCAUGGAGUGUCUUUGUGGUGUUUCCUUUGUUGAGCAAGAACUUGGUUCCAUUACUUGUCAAAGGAUAUAAGUUACCUGUGCGUGGAUGCUUUUGUUUAAAGGAAACUAGUUAUCAGUGAAGGCAACCUAUACCAAUAAUGCAUUUUAUGUUCUGGGUUAAAAAAGACAUAACAGUUUGAUUCUGAAGUGACUUUGAGUAUGUUAAUGAUUUGAGAUGAUCGCUGCAAGAUGGUUACAAGUGUUAUAUUCAAGCAAAUUACUGACAUCACUCACAUGCAGUGUAUUGAGAGGGGGUUUAGUAAGCUUCAUAUAUUUUGUUA
Raphanus sativus (radish) is the source of this 1638-nucleotide messenger RNA. Its product is annotated as F-box/kelch-repeat protein At1g16250-like. The transcript is spliced from 4 exons. The coding region runs from base 148 to 1308 and encodes 386 amino acids. NCBI's taxonomy places the organism in Eukaryota, Viridiplantae, Streptophyta, Magnoliopsida, Brassicales, Brassicaceae. Gene Ontology annotation, molecular function: protein binding. The record is from RefSeq and is a predicted model, not a curated record.